GUCGCGCGGUAAGCAUCUCUCUCUCUCGCGUCCCGCGCAACGGCCCUCGGUGGCCAGUUUCUCCUCGGCGGACGUUCGUGCUAUGUCAAGGCGCUCGUGAUGGAUCUCCCGCGCACCCGAAGAAGCGCAACGGACUGGCGCUGCACCUCGUCCACCUGAAGCGAAGCCCCCUGCCCGGUCCUGAUAAGCCCUGGUUUCCCGAUUGGCACGAGAAGGCGCCCCCCCUUCUCCCUGUCUCACCUGUGCCACCUGUGUCAUUACGAUACUCAUGCUCACGGAUCCGUGAUAUCGACCUCUCGUUCCCUAUCAGGAGGUUUCCCCUCUAUACUCGUUCUCUGCCCUCGUGGCCGACACCCGCAUGGCCGAUCUACGCCGCCCCUGUGGCCCCAGUCGCGCCCUCUCUCUCCCGCGCGCCUGAGCCCCCUUCGUCCGUCCCUCUCGCUCCGAGCGCCCCCUGGAUCAACCGCGGAUUGAAUGGCACCUGACCUAGAGAAGAAGAGGGACCCUCGGAGGCCUGGCUACGCCUCUGCGACUUCCAAUACCCACUGCCUACCCCACGCCGCCCCCGCGGGGGGCAUGCUCCUCCUGAGGUGCCACGCCGAUCAGCUGACGGAUCUGUAUCGCCAUGGAAGCACGGCAGGCGGCGCGUCAACCUCGGUGACAGGGACGACGGUCUCUCGAGGCAACGUAGCGAGCGGCAGCAGGCCGCACUCGGCACGCAGGCUCGGCCAGCAACGCCACCACCGGCACCAGCAACACCACCACCACCAGCACCAGCAACACCGCCAGGCCGCCCUGGCGCUCGCCGCGGCCUCCAGGGCCUCGGAUGAACUCGGGCCCAGGUCGAACCAGGACGGCGGCUGCGAGAACUCCAACGACUCGGGCCUCGGCUUCGAGGAGCGUCAGCAACACCUCGGCAGCACCACCGCCGCCUGGAACGCCGGCGGAGAGGAGGACUCGAAGAGGCGGAAGAUGGACAUCAAGUUGGAGUCCGAGGACGCCAACUUCGCGUUCCCCGAGGUGGCUCGUGGCAGCGAGUCGAAGACCGGCUCCAGGAACACGGCCAAUGGGAUCGCGGGGCCCAUCGGCAGAAUCGGAAGCGGAAACGGGGGCAGCUCGGUCGGCAGGGUCGUCGGGGUCACCAGGCCCCGACCGGCCAUGGGCGUCCUCCACAAGAGGCCCCCUACGGCUCACCAGGGCCCCGUCACGCUUACCUCGCAACUCUGCAGCGUCUCUCGGGACGGCAAGACUCAGCUACAGAUAAUUUGUCAACCGGAACAGCAACAUCGAGCCAGAUAUCAAACGGAAGGGUCCAGAGGAGCAGUCAAGGACCGGACAGGAAACGGAUUCCCUAUAGUUCGUCUGGUUGGCUACGAGAAACCGGCGACUCUUCAGGUCUUCAUUGGGACUGACCUAGGUCGCGUUGCACCGCACAUGUUCUAUCAGGCAUGUCGGGUUAGUGGGAAGAAUUCCACCCCCUGUAUAGAGAGGAAGAUCGACGGCACCAUCGUCAUCGAGGUCGACAUGGACCCGUCUAAGGACAUGCUGGUCACCUGCGACUGUGUCGGCAUCCUGAAGGAGAGGAACGUGGACGUCGAGCACAGAUUCCCCCAGGAGGCUGGCAUUCUUCAAGGUCGCAGCAAAAAGAAGUCCACCAGGUGUCGCAUGGUCUUCAGAACCACCCUGACGCACCCCGACAACACCACCGAGACUCUUCAAGUCUGCUCGCAGCCAAUCGUCUGCACGCAACCCCCAGGGAUCCCGGAGAUCUGCAAGAAGUCCCUGACAUCCUGCCCCUGCACCGGUGGGCUGGAGCUCUUCAUCCUGGGGAAGAACUUCCUGAAGGAUACUCGCAUAGUCUUUCAGCUGGACAACGAGGACCUGUCGAGCAGUCUGGAACCGCACUGGGAGUGCGCGGUUCUUCCGGACAAAGAAUUCCUCCAGCAGACGCACCUCGUGUGCGUGGUACCGCCCUACAGAAGACAAGACCUGGCACCUACGGAGUCGGUCGGCGUGAAACUCUACGCCGUCUCCUCGGGGAAGACGAGCGAGCCUCACACCUUCCUCUACACGGCGACUUCCACCCCGCCGGAGCCGUCGGUGGGGAAAGUGGAACCCUCGACGCCACCGUUGUCGACCCCUGCCGGCGACAGCGCCCUCUCGUCCUCGGCGGCUGCUGUCCCCCUGGCGGGUGUAACCAGUACUGCCCUGAUCCCAGCAGCAACGACAGGCACGAGCGGUUUCCGGGGUCUGCAGCAACCCCCUCCUCAGACGUCCCCGGAGUCCCUGAAGAGCGAGCCGAGCCCCCCACCAGCCCCCGCGACCCCCCAGGUGACCCCGGUGAUGAUGUGGACCUCCCAGCCGACGAACUGCCCCGAGUCCUCGGCCGACGUGAUGAUGCCACCGCCCUCCCUGGUGGCGAACCCCCUGAUGAACCGCAGGUCCUCGUCGAACCUCCAGCUGAUCCUGCCCGACAACCUGAAGACCGAGGUGCUGGACGACAGCAGCGAGAGCAGCAUGCUGAGCGACAGCAGCCUCCAGGGCCUCCCCAGCUCGGCCCCCAGCGGACCCUCGGGUACCAGUCCUCUCCAACAGUUGGUCUCCGACACCUCUCGAGAGUCCCAGCCUUUGAUCCGCUCGGUCCCGGUCGCGUCGAACGGCUCCCCGGGCCAGGAGGCCGCGAAUCUGCUGGGGGUGGUCGACCUGAUGAGGAACCAGCACCCCCUGGGCCUGACUCCCCCUCACCAGGGUCCCUUCGCCAGCCUACACGAGCCUGGCCAGGUCAAGGUCCUCAGCCCCCACCACAUCAACAAGGACACCUCGGCCAUCCUUCCCUCCGAGGGCUCCGCCGGUGGCGCUCUUCAGGGUGCGGGGGUCGUCGACCUACGCAUGAAGCACCAUCAGUCGGAGUACUUUCCCCCUGCUGCGACCCCUGCGGGCCAGCCGCUCCCUGCGCAGAGCGGCCACAGCGUGGAGAAGUACCUGAACCACAUAGAGUCCUCGCAGGCCUCGAAGGACGCCGAGGACCAGGAGAGUGCCUUCGUAGGUAUGCAACAGAGAGCUUCCAUUAUUGCCAACGGCCGUCAGCAGGCCCCGACACCCGCCAUACUCGCGCCUACGCCUGCUACAGUGAAACUCGACGCCCUGGUCAAUUCCGCCGCCGACACCCACCAGAUACCCGUUUCGCCGAUGACAGCCGUUAGCGCGACUCCCAACGACAUCAUGGGCCACGUGACCUCGGUGCCCGAGCACGACGGUGGCAUGGCCAGUCCUCAGACCACCAGGACCACCCCGCCCAUUCCCGUUAAGACCAUGCUCCUGAAGGCCUUGCUUCCAGCCCCCGUCCCCGGCAUACCCGGCACUGCCGCAACCGCCGUGGCGAAUGGCCCUGGGGUCGUGCCCGAGCCCUCCGCGGGGGACUCCUUGCUGACCACCAUAAACGCUGCCCUGAUGCCGGCCAUGCAGGACGCGCCCGUCGUGACCGCUUGCGCGGCCAGCACGAGUCCCAGUGUCAGCGUCACUGCACCCACUGGCGUGCAGAUGCAGGUUCCGGCGGAGAGCAUCUCUCGGUCGGAGCACAUGCAGCAGAUCCAGGCUCUGGCACAGCAAGAGGCGGACGCAGCGAUCCAGCAACAGGUGCACGAGGUCGAGCAAGUUGUGGCGCAUGCUCAGCAGCAGGUAGAACAGGUGGUGGCGCAGGCGCAGCAGCAAGCGGUCCAGGCCGUGCAGCAGGCCCAGCAACAGGUAAUGCAGCAGGUGGUGCAGCACGCCCAAGUGGUCCAGCAGGCGGUGCAGCAGGUCCAGGCGGUGCAACAGGUCCAGGCGGUGCCGGCGGUGCAGCAGGCGGUACAGCAGGCGACCCAGGAGGUGGUGCAGCAGGCGGUCCAGCAGGCCACGCAGGAGGUGGUGCAGCAGGUCCAGGCCGUCCAACAGGCGGUCCAGCAGGCGCAGGCGGCCCAGGCUAUGCAGCAGGCGGUGCAGCAGGAUAUCGGGUCCAUGCUGAACCAACCUGCAGGGUUCGUCGCCGAGGCCAGCUCCGCGUUGGCCAGUGGAGCCGCUCAGGAACCCUGCCAGCAGCGACUGACCAAUGCUGCCGAGCAGGCCAUCAAUUCCGUCAUCACCAACGCCACCCAGGACAUCAUGAACAACCGACCCAUCACCACCACGACCGCGCAUGCCAUCAUCGCGACGAAGAACAUACUUAACAGCGUCGCCACCCAGAGCGCCCAGCUCAUGAACAGCGCCAUGGAGGGCAUUUUGCCGAAGAGUCCCUCCAGUCAGGGGAACAUCGUCGAACAGGUCGCCAAUAAGUCGCCGUCCGUCGCCAUGAACGUCACCAACAAUAGGCAGCCCGGUAAUCCACCGUUGACCACGAACAAUCCAUCUGGCGCGAACGGGUCACCGGUCGUCAGGAAGACAGAAGACUCGGCCGAUAUAUUUCCUCAGGAACUCAGCGACAUGUCGGAGCAGGACCUACUCAGCUACAUUAAUCCUAGCUGCUUCGACCCCCAGGGCGGGUUUCUCAUGUAGUAUCCAGCUGGCAUCGCCUGAAGCGUGAUGGGGAAACUGCUGGAUACGAGGUAGCAGAGGAGACCAGCUUCCUGGGAGACUUCCUGGCCGAUGACGGCGCACCUUUUGGUGGGACGCUUCUCGCGGGUGGUAGCUUUAGGGGAUCACCGAUCAUGUUUGGGGAACCCCUGUCUACGGCUUGUUUGGGGGAAGGACUGAUUGUCCACCUUCUUCGGUGUGGAGGGAAAUGCAAGGAGCAAGCCUUCAUCUAUUAUACGCUAUGUAUUUUAUGAUAUAUGGCCCCUUCGGUGGCACUCUUCGGAGGCCACUCUUGGACCAGGAAAACCGCCAGUGUCUGGUUCAUGAUGUGGGAGUACAGGUCGUCUGUCUCCUUAACUCCUCGAGGGGAAGAUGCAGGAUGUCGCCCGGAUUUUUGGACGCGAGAGAUUUAUCAGGCGUUAUCACGAGGACACGGUUUUUCUUCGCCGCCAUCUUGGUCUUGGCCUCGGUGGGAUUUUCCUCCCAAUUGAAUCCCCCCUCGUAGAAGGUCUUCUAAAAUGCAGACAGUCUCUUAAGGCGAUAUGAAAUUCCUGUCGAAGGACUCUGAGACUUUUCUCCAAAUUUUCUGCAGAUUAAAAAUUUCUUUACGAACCUUUUUUUAAGAAUGGAGGUCUUGGAAAUUCUUACCGACGCCGAGGCUGACGGAGAUGCGACUUGAUAUUUAUGUCGCAGGGUGUUUUAAUACGCUCUGUGUUCGAAAUUACCGGGCGAUUUCUUUCAUCUUUCUCCCUCUUGUUCAUCGAUGAUCAGUGAGAUCUCAAGGCAUGAUCUCGAUUGACUCGGUGCUGCGCGACCCUAAAGGAGCACCACCCUAUAUUUUCGUAAGUCAGGACGGACGCACGCGAGCGCGACAAUUAGAUUUCCUUUUUGUAUAAUGUAUAGAUGUUUCUUCUGUCUUCGUUAGACCGGGACACCGGAGUAAUGUAUCUUCUUCGGUGGCAGGGCAGCAGGGAUGAGUGAAAGAGUGCCUUUCUUCGUGGUAACCCGUGUCGAACUCUGGUUCCUUCCGCUUCUCCUAGAACAGGAAGACUGAGCUCACUAGUUUCAUUAGUGUCUCACGUGUCCUGUUACCGAUGUGUGGACGAAGGCUCGUUUAACCACGUACUGGAAGAUCCGUUGUCACCUGUGUAUCGAGAUUGUCAAGAAGAGUCCAGAAAUCCAAGAAAUUUGGUCACGAGAUCCCUGGAAAGGAUUUCGCAAAACUGUAAUACUUAAAAUCAACAAUUUGGUAACAACCUAACCUCAAAUGGCUUCUGGAAUGUCAUUGAAAUAUUGACUCCGCUGGAUGCUUAAGGAUUUUCAACGUCCCUACGUGGUGUUAAUCUGAAUUAAUUCAUCCCGGAUGAGUGUAAUGAAUUUCUUUUAAUUAGCAAACGUCAAGGCAAUUUAAACUGGGAAUCGAAUGCUUUUAUAAGGCCCUCGUGUUGCGCAGCUUUGAAUUGAUUAAUUGGCUGGCAGAAGGAAUGUAAUCGAUUUUGUACAGAUUUGUAUAAAUAUGAAAGUGGACGAGCGAAGGCUUCGGAUCGUGAAUGGGGGAAGUUAUUACGGUUGAAUGCCAAUUUUUUUUUCAAGUCUUUUUCAAGAUCCAAACGGAAAGGAGCUCCGACAGGUUAGAUGUGUCCUCUUCUUGGCGAUUCGAAGAUGUAUCUUUUGAUCGUAACGAAUGGAUCUUGAUGACUCGCCUUAAUUAAAGGUAAAUGGAUUAAAAUUACUGGAAAAUCCAGAGCCAGAGAGAAUUGAAUCCUGCAGCCAUUUCAUGCUAAUCGUACCUAUAAGGAUAAUGACUAUGAAUUAAUUGUUAAUCGAUCAUACAUAUUCACACUUGUAUACAUAUAUACGCAUACGUACACGACACUUAUACAUACACAUACAUAUGAACACAUUGACUUGAUUGCAUUCAAUGCAAUGAAUCAUGAUUAAUUUGACUCCGUUUCCAAUGGUAUUUUCUGAGCGUAAAUGAUGAAUUGUUUCAUAUAUAUAUAUAUAUAUUAUUUGUUUAAAAAAUUUGUUGUUAAUUAUUAUGCUGAUAACUGAGUGCAGAUUAAUGUGAUUAUAUGUUGAUACUAUCAACGACAGUAGAGAAGUAGAAACGCGACAGAGAGAUUAUAUUAUAUGCGAGACAAAGGGAGAGUAGUAAAUGAAAGUAUAUUAUAUACGUCAAAGCAGAAAUAUAUAAAUCUAUAUAUAUAUAUUUUUUACGUGUACCCAAAGAGAGAAACAGAGAUAGAGAGAAAAUCGUUCAGAUAUAUAUGUAAAAGCGAGCUUAUAUUAUUCAGAGUCCUCCGAAGGACAUGUCCUUGACAACGUUACGAUUACCUGUCGAGGUAAACUACUCUCGUUUAGAUCUACGUCGGUUCUAUAAAAAAUAUUGAAGACAAAACAGCGAGGUCACCGUCGAAGACUGUUUAAACAUCUUUUGAUAUCAGUGGUUUUAUUAAAAACCGAUGAUUUUUUUAUAGGCUCCGCAACAGACCUCCGUAACCUAAAAGGCCGACUAAGAGUACGAAAUUCUCGCCAAGUCUAACUAGUUGAAGACAGAUUUUAUAUGAAAUAUUAAAACAUCUAUUAUUCAGAACUGUACCUUUGUAAUGAAGUACGUAGGCAUACAUAACGUAUAGAUUUUAUAUUUGUCCAUACUCAAAGCACUUAGGUAUUUUGGCUCGAUGUGUAUCGUGGUGCAGACAGGACAGUUGCAAAAAAUAACAAAUAUGAUGGCCAAGAAAUUGUUAGUUAUGUGGUCGAUGCAUUACCGAAGUAAAGACUUGCUAUGCCAUGUAGUGUACGUAUACUCUGUAAUACUUCGUAACAAUCUGUUGUAACAUCCAUAACGCACACGUCAGUGGUAUAUUACAGCCUAUUUGUUGCAGAAAGAGUAAACAUGUAUCAUCGUUAAUCCUAUAAGUUGAAUAAAUGUUUCACAGCAA
This is a messenger RNA of Orussus abietinus, 7493 nucleotides long. RefSeq names its product nuclear factor of activated T-cells 5 (gene NFAT). Gene Ontology annotation, cellular component: transcription regulator complex. The coding region runs from base 475 to 4530 and encodes 1351 amino acids. Gene Ontology annotation, biological process: regulation of transcription by RNA polymerase II. Lineage: Eukaryota; Metazoa; Arthropoda; Insecta; Hymenoptera; Orussidae. The record is from RefSeq and is a predicted model, not a curated record. The transcript has 7 exons. Gene Ontology annotation, molecular function: RNA polymerase II cis-regulatory region sequence-specific DNA binding; transcription factor binding; DNA-binding transcription factor activity, RNA polymerase II-specific.